Messenger RNA from Propithecus coquereli (Coquerel's sifaka), 2702 nucleotides. It is a transcript of the gene CAPN3, whose product is annotated as calpain 3, (p94). Gene Ontology annotation, molecular function: calcium-dependent cysteine-type endopeptidase activity; calcium ion binding. NCBI's taxonomy places the organism in Eukaryota, Metazoa, Chordata, Mammalia, Primates, Indriidae. Bases 1 to 2466 code for a protein of 821 amino acids. Gene Ontology annotation, biological process: proteolysis; negative regulation of apoptotic process. Gene Ontology annotation, cellular component: cytoplasm. The transcript is spliced from 24 exons. The record is from RefSeq and is a predicted model, not a curated record.
AUGCCGACCGUCAUUAGCGCGUCUGUGGCCCCACGGACAGAGGCUGAGCCCAGGUCCCCAGGGCCAGUUCCUUGCCCAGCCCAGAGCAAGACCAUUGAGGCUGGGGGCGGAAACCCAAGUGGCAUCUAUUCAGCCAUCAUCAGCCGUAAUUUUCCUAUUAUUGGAGUGAAAGAGAAGACAUUUGAACAGCUUCACAAGAAAUGUCUAGAAAAGAAAGUUCUUUACGUGGACCCUGAGUUCCCACCGGAUGAAACCUCUCUCUUUUAUAGCCAGAAGUUCCCCAUCCAGUUCGUCUGGAAGAGACCUCCGGAAAUUUGUGAGAAUCCCCGAUUUAUCAUUGGUGGAGCCAACAGAACUGACAUCUGUCAAGGAGAUCUAGGGGACUGCUGGUUUCUCGCAGCCAUUGCCUGCCUGACCCUGAACAAGCGGCUCCUUUUCCGAGUCAUACCCCACGAUCAAAGUUUCGUCGAAAACUAUGCAGGGAUCUUCCACUUCCAGUUCUGGCGCUAUGGAGACUGGGUGGACGUGGUUAUUGAUGACUGUUUGCCAACGUACAACAAUCAACUGGUUUUCACCAAAUCCAACCACCGCAAUGAGUUCUGGAGUGCUCUGCUGGAGAAGGCUUAUGCUAAGCUCCAUGGUUCCUAUGAAGCUCUGAAAGGUGGGAACACCACAGAGGCCAUGGAGGACUUCACAGGAGGGGUGACAGAGUUUUUUGAGAUCAGAGAUGCUCCCAGCGACAUGUACAAGAUCAUGAAGAAAGCCAUCGAGAGAGGCUCCCUCAUGGGCUGCUCCAUUGAUGAUGGCACGAACAUGACCUAUGGAACCUCUCCUUCUGGUCUGAACAUGGGGGAGUUGAUUGAACGGAUGGUGAGGAAUAUGGAUAACUCGCUGCUCAGGGACUCAGACCUCGACCCCAGAGGCUCAGAUGACAGACCGACCCGGACAAUUGUUCCAGUUCAAUAUGAGACAAGAAUGGCCUGUGGGCUGGUCAAAGGUCAUGCCUACUCGGUCACUGGGCUGGAAGAGACCCUGUUCAAAGAUGAGAAAGUGAAGCUGGUGCGGCUGCGGAACCCCUGGGGCCAGGUGGAGUGGAACGGCUCUUGGAGUGACGGUUGGAAGGACUGGAGCUUUGUGGACAAAGAUGAGAAGGCCCGUCUGCAGCACCAGGUCACUGAGGAUGGAGAGUUCUGGAUGUCAUAUGACGAUUUCAUCUACCAUUUUACAAAGCUGGAGAUCUGCAACCUCACAGCCGAUGCUCUGGAGUCUGACAAACUUCAGACCUGGACAGUGUCUGUGAACGAGGGCCGCUGGGUGAGGGGCUGCUCUGCCGGAGGCUGCCGCAACUUCCCAGACACUUUCUGGACCAACCCGCAGUACCGUCUGAAGCUCCUAGAGGAGGACGACGACCCAGAUGACUCUGAGGUGAUCUGCAGCUUCCUGGUGGCCCUGAUGCAGAAGAACCGGCGGAAGGACCGGAAGCUGGGGGCCAACCUCUUCACCAUCGGCUUCGCCAUCUAUGAGGUUCCCAAAGAGAUGCACGGGAACAAGCAGCACCUGCAGAAGGACUUCUUCCUGUACAACGCCUCCAAGGCCAGGAGCAAAACCUACAUCAACAUGCGGGAGGUGUCCCAGCGCUUCCGCCUGCCCCCCAGCGAGUAUGUCAUCGUGCCCUCCACCUACGAGCCCCACCAGGAGGGGGAAUUCAUCCUCCGGGUCUUCUCUGAAAAGAGAAACCUCUCUGAGGAAGCUGAAAACACAAUCUCCGUGGAUCGGCCAGUGAAAAAGAAAAAACCCAAGCCCAUCAUCUUCGUUUCAGACAGAGCAAACAGCAACAAGGAGCUGGGUGUGGACCAGGAGUCAGAGGAGGGCAAAGACAAAACAAGCCCUGAUAAGCAACAGAGAUCCCCACAGCCACGGCCUGGCAACGCUGACCAGGAAAGUGAGGACCAGCAGCAAUUUCGGAACAUUUUCAAGCAGAUAGCAGGCGACGACAUGGAGAUCUGUGCAGAUGAGCUCAAGAAUGUCCUUAACACAGUUGUGAACAAACAUAAAGACCUGAAGUCACAAGGGUUCACACUGGAGUCCUGCCGUAGCAUGAUUGCUCUCAUGGAUACAGAUGGCUCAGGGAGGCUGAAUCUACAAGAGUUCCAUCACCUCUGGAAGAAGAUUAAGGCUUGGCAGAAAAUUUUCAAACACUAUGACACAGACCAAUCCGGCACGAUUAACAGCUAUGAGAUGCGGAAUGCAGUCAAUGAUGCAGGAUUCCACCUCAACAGCCAGCUCUACGACAUCAUCACCAUGCGGUACGCAGACAGGCACAUGAACAUCGACUUCGACAGUUUCAUCUGCUGCUUCAUCAGGCUGGAGGGCAUGUUCAGAGCUUUCAAUGCGUUUGACAAGGAUGGAGACGGUAUCAUCAAACUCAACGUUCUAGAGUGGCUGCAGCUCACCAUGUAUGCCUGAACCAGGCUGGCCGUGUCCACAGCCACGCGGGAUCACUCAGGAUUUCAAGUGCACCCAAUAUAGCUAGAGCCACUUACCUCAAAGGACCCAGCAGCCGCUUCCCAGCAGGCCUCCAGGCACCUCGUCGGUCUUGUUCCUCCUCCACUUUACUCCCUACUUGCUCUUGAUCAGUCAUGCCCAGCCUGUCCCUUUAGUCCAGCAAUGAGGUAGGGAGAACAGUACUGUCCCUUCACCAU